Xiphias gladius (swordfish) is the source of this 2255-nucleotide messenger RNA. RefSeq names its product galectin-3-binding protein A-like. The record is from RefSeq and is a predicted model, not a curated record. The transcript has 6 exons. Bases 45 to 2060 code for a protein of 671 amino acids. NCBI's taxonomy places the organism in Eukaryota, Metazoa, Chordata, Actinopteri, Istiophoriformes, Xiphiidae. Gene Ontology annotation, cellular component: membrane.
UAUAAGCAGUUGUGCAACACCCUGAUUUUCUGCUUUUAUCUGAAAUGAAACUUAGGGAAAGCAGCAGGAGGUGCAGAAGUGAAGCUAGACAUUCAUCGCCCUCCCUCCCACCCCCAUUUUUUAGCAGGACUUUAGAAGGAGAGAUUUGUGUCACAAUCUUCAAACGAGAGAGCACGUUUGAGGACGCUUUACAACUAGAGAAAAAAAGAGUCCUUCAGUGGCGGUUGGAAAUGCUCACACAUCGAAACAUACGCGCUCUGUGGCUUCUGCUACUUCUCCAUGUGUCUGGAAGUGCAUAUAAAUUUAACCUGUUCAAGAGCAAGCCCCAGCCGCAGGAGGGUGAUGUGAGGCUGUUUGGCUCUAAGAGCAUUUCAGAAGGCCGCGUGGAGGUAUACCACAAUGGGAAAUGGGGAACGGUGUGUGACGACGGCUGGGACAUGGCUGAGGCCCAGGUGGUGUGUCGUCAGCUCCACUUCCCUGGCGCAAAAUCGGUUGUCAUCGGGAAGGACUAUGGAGAAGUAGCAACUGGACCUAUUUGGCUGGAUGAUAUCAAUUGCAAAGGCACAGAGAACCAUCUGUUUACAUGUGGUUUCAAAAGCUGGGGAGUAACUGACUGCACCCACAAAGAGGAUGUUGGAGUUACUUGUGAAACAGCAAGCACUAAUCUGACCAUCAGUGAUUCUACUCACUUGCUGGACCACAGUUUCAGUCUGCCUGACCUCCUCGGGCAAAUGUUUGACAGUGGAAAUGGCUGUGACUUCCUGAUCGUAGUCAAGAGUGCUACUGGAAACCGACAGGAGGACGGGUAUCUGGAGAUGGUGGAAACAACAAUCUGUGCACACAAAACAAUCCUCUCGCAAUUUCCACUCUUUAAUGCUUCAGAGGAGAUUACUAACAUCACAGUCGACAUCAGCCAGUCCUGCCAACCAUAUUUCGCCGCCUUCAUAAGGUACAUUUACACCCGCAAGAUGGAUGUGACCUUCUCCUCUGUGCAGUGUGUCCACUGGAUGGCUUCUAAAUUUGGAGUAAAGCAGCUGAUGGAGGACACAGGCCGGCUGUUCUCUGAAGUCCUUCCAGAGGACGCUUCAUUUCACACCCAGGUGUCCCUUUACAAGUACGCAGAGGAGACUGGGGACUUAAUCCUCCAGGAGAACUGUGUCCAGUACCUGGCCUGGAACUACCAAAACCUGACCAAGUCUCCAGCUUGGGCCGACCUCUCUGCGGAGCUCAUUGGAGUCCUUCUAGCCCGCUCAGACCUGGUGGUGCCAGAUGAGUAUUUUCUGCUCCAGACUGUGGAGAGCUGGAUCACAGAGAAGGGCAACUCCAUCACUUUGGAAACCCAGGUUGACCUGUUGAAUCAAAUUCGUUUCCCUAUGAUCCCUGCGGAGAAACUAUAUGAGCUUGAGUCCAACUCCUCUCUUUACAGCACACAUAAGAAAAUAUACCAUGAGAACAUAUUGAAAGCAUUCCAGUUUAAUGUUUUGCUCUUCAGCAAUCUUUUGUCCAACCCAAAGUUCAACAGAGAAGAUGAGGAUUACCAUCCCAGGAUCUACACUGCUAAGCCAUGGAGCACUACUAUUGGCCCUUUGAGCACCUCAACCUCACGGAAUCCAAAACCAUACCGAUAUACAUCUUCAUACGACCGCAGGAUGCGGUUUGGCUAUGAAAAUGCUUAUAUUUAUCCCACUGUCAGUUCAUACGGUCGAGACACAGUCAAGUCGUUCAGCACACCUGUCCACAACAGCCUGAUCUUUAAGGACAACCAGAUUCACUGGGAGGCAAACGUCUUCAGGAGUCAGUAUGAAUGUUCAAGCCGAGGGGUGAGCUGCAAGUCGCUCCCAGUGGCAAGGCUGGUUCGUUCAAACCACUUCACCCAGGAGAGCAACAUCCUCUUUCGUAACCGGCUCCUGCUGGAGUGCCAAGGCAAGUACAUCUGUCAGGUUCAGGACUUCAAGGUCAACCUGGCUCAAAUCACUACCAAUGGUACCCAGGUUCUUGCCUAUCCCUGUCCUGAUGACAAGUACACCUUCCGCUUUGUAGUGAGACCAGAGUAUGACUGAAUCUGAUUAUUUCUCCCACUUGAUCAGUUCGUCAGGUUGUUAUUCAACAAAUUGCAAUGAAAUACUUACAGAUUAUCUGUGACUGAUUUUUUUUUUUCAGGAAUCUCUGUUGAUUAGUUACAAAUGUAUCACCUGUGAUUUAAUUCAUUUCAUAUCAAUCGUGUCCAUACCUGCUUUUUUAAAAAUGAGAAAUAA